This is a messenger RNA of Amborella trichopoda, 3417 nucleotides long. Its product is annotated as pentatricopeptide repeat-containing protein At1g74750. The record is from RefSeq and is a predicted model, not a curated record. Gene Ontology annotation, molecular function: protein binding. Lineage: Eukaryota; Viridiplantae; Streptophyta; Magnoliopsida; Amborellales; Amborellaceae.
CCAAUCGAAAACGAAGACGAACGAGCUAGCAACAUUUGCGCUUCUCUCUCUCUAACGAGUUUCUUUCUCUCUCAACGGAGAAGGACGAACUGACAACAAUUGUACUCCCUUCGCUCUCUCUCUAGUAACGGAGACCGACGGGCGAAUAAAGAAAGAUUGCUCUCUCUCUCUCUAGUUUUACUUUUAGGCUCCCGCUUGCUUGGAAGAUGACAACGCCAAAGCCCUCUCUCUCCCUCUCGCCUGGAAAAGCACAUGCCGUAACCCUUGUUUCUCUCUCUCUCUAAAGCUCCUCUCUCUCAGUCUCAUGUAACGAAAGACCGCUCCUUUGUUCCUCUCUCGAGAACCUUCGCCUUUGCUGCUUCUGCUUCUGCUUCUGCUGCUGCAAGAUAAUGUUAAGGCCAAAGCAGCUUGGUCCCCUCUGCAAGGGUGCUCGCUCAUUUAUUGUCAGUGAGUCGCGAAGUAGUACGGUAGAUGGCCCUCCACCUACGUCUUCUGAAGAUGAAAACUCCCACUCAAGGCAUCAACCUAAACACUCCUUAUCUUCUAUGAGGCAGCUGUUUUUCCAUAGAAUUUCUCCCUUUGCAUGUCCAACUUCUGAGAAAGCAGGAAUUUUGGUCUCUAAAGGAACGACUCCUACCACCGAUCAAAGAGACCAAAGUCAUAGCACUUCACCUAAGGUGUCAGAUGCUCUAUCAUCAUCUCCAAAAGGUGCAAGUUUCCUUGUCUAUGGCGAUGCUUGUGAUUCUUCCAUUCCAAAGGAUUCAGUCUCAACAGCAAUGUCAAUAUCUGAGCAGUUUAUUAAGGCUGGUCUUACCACUAUUGAGUUUUUCUCUGACUUGGCAAAUUUCAGAGUCCCGAAGCUCGAUGGCAGUGGCCUACUUGUUAUGCCUUCAAAUUCCAUGGUUGAUACCAAUAGAGCUGUGUCUAAUUGUUCCAAGUCCUCACAAGGCAAGUUGCCUUCUUCUAAAUCGGCCCCUUUUUCUGGUCGGCCACAUAACAUAGAUAACUCAGCUAAUGUAUUAGAGAGAUCAACAAGUCCUGUGCAAAAAGUUGACAAGAGGGGCUCCCUUAAGGCCACCAGUACAGUUGAGGCAUUUCAGCAUGUUAAUCAUAAUGAUAACCACCCAACAGCUUCUAACCAUAGACAGAGGACAAAGGGCCCCCACUCAUCAUCAUACAAAGUGAAGAGCCCAUCAAAUUCGGGGACCGGUGGUGGGGACUGGAAAGUUGCAGGUAACAAAGAAACCAAGGGAAGGGUCAAUUUUGUUGGUAGUGGAGACAAGGUGUUUAACCAUAACCAUAAUUAUAACCUUGCCAUGCCAAAGGGGGUUGUAAAUGGUGGCGGUAAUGUUCGAUUCUCACCUAUGAAUUCUGGGAUCACAGUGGAGCAAGCUUUUCACAUUCUCGAAUGCCAGAAAUGGGGAGCAGCAGCCGAAACAGCCCUUGCGAAUCUGAAGGGCACUUUGAAUGCGUACCUCGCAAACCAAGUCCUCAAGAGGCUGCAAGGCCACCAGGACUCAGUGGCUCUCGGCUUCUUCUACUGGCUUAAACGCCAGCCUGGUUUCAAGCAUGACGAACACAGCUACACCACCAUGAUAGGCAUCCUUGGGCGUGCCAAGAAGUUCAGUGCUAUGAAUAGGCUCCUUGACGAGAUGUCGAGAGAUGGGUGCACACCCAAUGUGGUAACCUACAACCGCCUCAUCCACUGCUACGGUCGUGCAAAUCACCAUGCCGAGGCUGUGAAGGUCUUCUAUCAGAUGCAAAAGUUGGGAAUUGAGCCUGACCGUGUCACCUACUGCACCCUUAUUGACAUGCACUCCAAAGCCGGGUUCCUCGAUGAUGCCAUGGAUAUGUAUGCUAGGAUGCAGGAUGCAGGCCUCUCUCCUGAUACCUUCACAUACAGUGUCAUUAUCAACUGUUUGGGCAAAGCUGGGCGCCUUGCAUCAGCUUACGGGGUUUUCUGUGAGAUGGUCGAGCGAGGCUGUGUUCCCAACCUUGUUACUUAUAACAUCAUGAUUGCGUUGCAUGCUAAAGCGAGGAAUUACCCCACUGCAUUGAAGCUGUAUAGGAACAUGCAGGCAGUUGGCUUCCGACCUGAUAAGGUGACAUACAACAUCAUCAUGGAGGUGCUCGGCUGCUGCGGGUGUUUGGAAGAGGCAGAGGCGGUAUUUGCAGAGAUGGAGCACGAGAAGUGGACCCCGGAUGAGCCGGCAUAUGGGCUCAUGAUUGACAUGUGGGGGAAGUCAGGGGAUGCCGACAGGGCAUGGGGUUGGUUUGAGGCCAUGCUGCGAGGGGGCCUGCAUCCAAACGUCCCAACAUGCAACUCCAUGCUGAGCGCGUUCCUUAGGGCGCAGCGGUUCGCCGACGCACUCACCUUGCUUGAUGCCAUGCGCAUGGUUCUUGGCCUGCAACCAUCACUACAGACAUAUACUCUGCUUUUGAGCUGCUGCACAGAUGCACUGCUCACACGUAGCAAUGUGGGUGCAUGCUUGGAGUUGAUGCUGGUGGCAGUGGCAGGGCACCCGACACACACAUUCCUGUUGCACCUUCCUGGGGCAGAGCCUGGUGGUGGGAACAUCCGGGAGCAUGCGGGCGGGUUCCUCGAUGCAGUUAGGGCCGAGGAGAGGGAAGGGAAGAGAGGUUUGGUGGAUGCGGUGAUCGAUUUCUUGCACAAGGCAGGGCUCAAGGAGGAGGCGGGGUGGGUUUGGGAGGCGGCAGUGCAAAAGGAGGUUUAUGCUCAGGCUGUGAGGGAGGAGAGGCCUCUUUGGUGGGUGAUCAAUCUGCACAUGAUGUCGGAGGGUACAGCGGUGACGGCAUUGUCAAGGACACUGGCAUGGCUGCGGCGGGGCAUGCUGGAGUCAGGGGUGGGCCCCAGGCGAGUGGACAUUGUGACUGGUUGGGGGAAGCGUAGCCGGGUGACAGGAUCGUCUUUUGUGAGGCAGGCAGUACAGCACCUGCUUUGCUCAUUUGGCUUCCCAUUCCUCAUGGAGAAGGGAAAUUCGGGAUGUUUCGUGGGGUGUGGGGAGCCGCUUGGCAGAUGGUUAUCUCAUUCCUAUGUUGAGCGUAUGCAUCUCUUGUAACAGUAGUUCGACGUGCAUGCCAGGAUCAGAGGCAGUCGAUGUCAAUGCCUGGUGCCACCGAAGAAAGGUUUGUGCAAGGUUGAAAGAUAACUUGCUCUUUUCUUCUUUGGUUAAAUAUUUACUUGUGUUGCUCUUAUGCCAUUGUAUUUAUUCAUAUGCACAUGUGCACUUGUGGGGAAAAGUUUUGCUGGUUUCUUAUCCCACACUCUGAGUUUGUUGUGUAAUGGAAUCCUAUCCAGCCCGUGUGAUGCACGGGCAUAGAGUGUGAUUUUAUUACAUUUUUGUAAAUUUUUAUGUUUUAGAAGUGAUUUUUUAUUUUAUUUUUAACUCACGUGAA